Molecule: messenger RNA, 660 nt
Organism: Humulus lupulus (European hop)
Lineage: Eukaryota; Viridiplantae; Streptophyta; Magnoliopsida; Rosales; Cannabaceae
Exons: 3
Coding region: 1-660 (219 amino acids)
Source: RefSeq, a predicted model, not a curated record
AUGGGAUCUCAGCUUUCUGUUGAGCAGCAAGACAUAGGGGAUGAGGUGUGUGCUGCUAUUACUCAGUGUUUUGAAACUAGUAAUUUCCCUACUGAGCUCCAUGAAACAACCUUAUCUUUGAUUCCUAAGGUAGCUAACCCCUCACGGGCUGUUGACUAUAGACCCAUAGCCUGCUGCUCUACAUUGUACAAGUGUAUGGAGAAAUUGAUUUGUAAGAGACUGGCCGAUAUUCUCCCCGAUCUUGUACAGCCCAAUCAGGGAGCAUUUGUCAAAGGUCGCUCUAUUGCCCAUAAUAUUAUGAUUUUUCAAGAUCUCAUCAAAAACUAUGGGAGGACUUCUACUUCAUCGAGAUGUGCUAUCAAGAUAGAUCUUAGUAAGGCCUAUGACACGGUAGAUUGGGAUUUUCUUGAGGACCUGUUAAAAGCUCUUAGAUUUCCUAUGAAAUUCAUAGGUUGGGUCAUGUCUUGUGUUAGGAAUACUUCCUAUUUUCUUCUGAUGAAUGGCAGAAUUCAAGGCAAAUUUAAAGGUGGGAAAGGGCUGAGACAAGAUGUUGCAUAUGUUUCAAAAAAGGUUGCAGCUGAGGUUAAAGAGGUUGCAUACAUUGCUAAAAAGUUGUAUUUUUAUGGGGCAUGGUGCAAAAUGACCCUUAAUGUUGUGUGA